AUGAGUUCUUCGUAUUAUGUGAACGCGCUUUUUAGCAAAUAUACGGCGGGGGCUUCUCUGUUCCAAAAUGCCGAGCCGACUUCUUGCUCCUUUGCGCCCAACUCGCAGAGAAGCGGCUACGGGCCGGGCGCCGGCGCCUUCGCUUCGACCGUGCCGGGCUUGUACAAUGUCAACAGCCCCCUUUAUCAGAGCCCCUUCGCGUCCGGCUACGGCCUGGGGGCCGACGCCUACGGCAACCUGCCCUGCGCGUCCUACGACCAAAACAUCCCGGGGCUCUGCAGUGACCUCGCCAAAGGCGCCUGCGACAAGGCGGAUGAGGGCGCGCUGCACGGCCCGGCCGAGGCCAAUUUCCGCAUCUACCCCUGGAUGCGGUCUUCAGGGCCCGACAGGAAGCGAGGCCGCCAGACCUACACGCGCUACCAGACGCUGGAGCUGGAGAAGGAGUUCCACUUCAAUCGCUACCUGACGCGGCGGCGCCGCAUCGAGAUCGCCCACGCGCUCUGCCUCACCGAGCGCCAGAUCAAGAUCUGGUUCCAGAACCGCCGCAUGAAGUGGAAGAAGGAGCAUAAAGACGAAGGGCCCGCCACCGCCGCAUCCCCCGAGGGCUCCGUGGUGCCCCCAGCCGCCGCCGCAGCCACCCCUGCCACCGACAAGGCCGACGAGGAAGAUGAAGAUGAAGAGGAAGACGACGAGGAAGAGGAAGAAUGA
Sorex araneus (European shrew) is the source of this 708-nucleotide messenger RNA. It is a transcript of the gene HOXA7, whose product is annotated as homeobox A7. The transcript is spliced from 2 exons. Gene Ontology annotation, biological process: regulation of transcription by RNA polymerase II; anterior/posterior pattern specification. The coding region runs from base 1 to 708 and encodes 235 amino acids. Gene Ontology annotation, molecular function: DNA-binding transcription factor activity, RNA polymerase II-specific; RNA polymerase II cis-regulatory region sequence-specific DNA binding. The record is from RefSeq and is a predicted model, not a curated record. Lineage: Eukaryota; Metazoa; Chordata; Mammalia; Eulipotyphla; Soricidae. Gene Ontology annotation, cellular component: nucleus.